Oncorhynchus nerka (sockeye salmon) is the source of this 4508-nucleotide messenger RNA. RefSeq names its product ADP-ribosylation factor GTPase-activating protein 1-like. Lineage: Eukaryota; Metazoa; Chordata; Actinopteri; Salmoniformes; Salmonidae. Gene Ontology annotation, cellular component: Golgi membrane. Bases 196 to 1497 code for a protein of 433 amino acids. The record is from RefSeq and is a predicted model, not a curated record. Gene Ontology annotation, molecular function: GTPase activator activity. Gene Ontology annotation, biological process: regulation of endocytosis; regulation of ARF protein signal transduction. The transcript has 13 exons.
CGUAGGCAAAUCUGCCACUGGCUAGUUGUCAACAUGGCCACCAGUGUUUGCAAUCCGCUAUCAUAGCUCUUCUCAAUGGGAUGUCAUUUAACUCCACGUAUUUAGCAAAAAGCCUUAUCGAACUAGCUAAGCAAGAGAGACGCUUUAAACACCGCGUUCUUUAGGUUCUACAAUACCCAGCCUGUGUCAGUCAAAAUGGCAAGCCCAAGGACCAGAAGAGUUUUGAAGGAAGUGAGAACCCAGGAGGAAAACAACCUUUGUUUUGAGUGUGGGGGCUUCAAUCCUCAGUGGGUGAGUGUGACCUAUGGGAUCUGGAUUUGUUUGGAAUGUUCUGGCAAACACAGAGGCUUGGGAGUACACCUUAGCUUUGUGCGCUCUGUUACCAUGGACAAGUGGAAGGACAUUGAGUUGGAGAAGAUGAAGGCGGGAGGGAACGGAAAGUUUCGUAUGUUUCUGGAACUCCAAGAUGAUUACGAUGCCACCUGGACCAUGCAGGACAAAUAUAACAGCAGACCUGCUGCACUUUUCAGAGACAAGGUUGCAACCAUUGCAGAGGGGAAAGAGUGGUCUAUUGAAACUUCCUCUGCCAAGGACUGGACUCCGCCUCAGGCUAAGACCGGACUUUCGACGUCUCAUCGCUCAGGGGGCCCUGGCCAGAACUCGGGAAACCCUUCAGACAAGGUGUUUGAGGACUGGUUGAGUGACGAUGUGAACUCUUAUCAGAGUGGUGGCGGUUAUAGUGGGAAUCAGGAGAACCGCUAUGUUGGCUUUGGGAAUACACCGACCCCAGAGAAGAAGGAGGAUGAUGUCCUGAACAACGCUCUAUCUUCAAUUUACUCGGGCUGGAGCAAUUUCACAAUCGGAGCAAGCAAAAUUGCAGCAGUCGCCAAAGAUAAUACUGCAAAACUUGCAACCUCAGCAACUCUAAAGGCCACAGAGUUAGGACAGACAUUAAAUGAGAAUGUUAUCAAACCUACCCACGAAAAGGUUAAAGAUGGCAAGUUGCUAGAUGAAAUGUCCGUCGGCAUUACUGGGCUGGCAUCCAAGGUUCAGGAUGCUGGUGCAAAAGGCUGGAAAGACAUGACUGACUUCUUUUCUGGAAAGCCCGAGGACGGGUCAGAAGGAGAAAGCUACCAGAACAUGGAUGCCAAUGAAGGUUACCAGUUCAACUCCUCAGGCCCAGAACUAGGCCAGGCCCCUGCGCAGGACUUCUGGACGUCCUUUGGCAGCGCCAGCUCCUCCAAGCCCAAGAAGUCCCCAAGCAGCGACAGUUGGACCAACGUCGACAACUCUGCCGCUGAGAAGAAGAGCUCCGACAGCUGGGACAACUGGGACUCGAAGGCGGCAUCCAACAACAAACACAGCACUGGAGACAGCUGGGAGGCCUGGGACAACAACUGGGACAAUGCUGCUGGUGGAGAGGCCAAAGGCAAGAAAAGCCCCGCAGCCGCCCCCACCAAACCUGCUGAGGAAACCUGGGACAAUGCAGACUGGUAGAGGCCUCACUCACAAUCCUCCCCAGCUCUAUUUCUCCCUUUUCCUCUACCUUCACCGCCAUUCUCUCUUUCCUUCCUUCUCACAGGCACUUUUACAGUUGCACAGUUAUGUCUCUAACCUGGGUUGAGUUCAAUGCCAGUUCAGUAUGUAUUUAUCACUCAAUAAGAACUAAUUGAAAUGGAAUUGAUCUCAACGCACACUGAAUAUUUACACAUUUUAAAGGAAGGUUGCAGUCUAUUUAAUUUUGCCUGGAUGUGUAUAAAUUUCUUUAAUUCAUUACAGGAGUUACAUCUAAAUGUAAGCAGAGUCAUCAUCUUAUGUCACAUUUAAAGUUAUCUCCAUAUUAGAAGGCAAGGUGCCAUCUUGGUUUAGUCUGACAUUUUAAUACAUCAUCCUCAACUAAAGAUGGCAGCAGUCACCUACUCAACCAGUGUUUUUAGAGUGAUAGGAGCCCGGUCUGUCAGUGGUUAUCCCUUGAAAAACGGGGAUUUCAACUUUCUGAGUUUCCACACUCAAUUUAUGCAUAAUGAAAUUGACAAGGAACUGGAAUCCAACUUAGUGUGCUGUCGUGUAAAGCCAGCAUCCCUUGCACCCCAACAGUGCGGUCUGUGUUGACUAAAACUUACGGUCAAAAUGUUCUUUUGUGUGUCAAUUUACGACUGCAGCUAACCUUGGUAUGAUGAUGCUUAACAUUGUGCAAUGGCGUUAUAUGUAUAAAAUGUAGCUGCUGGAUUCAUGUGAUGCAAGUAUAGUAUUUUACCAAUAUUUUUUUCUUUCCAUUCUCAGCCGUCUUCAUUGAAACCUGAAGAGAAAGCUCUUAUGAGUCGGUACGACUUGGUUAUUUUGAUGAGGAACAGGGGAUAAGUACAUUUUAGGUUUUAAUUCAACCUAGUCUCAAAAGCAGUUGACAGUGUUAAAGUACUAUUGCACCACCCAAUCAGUGGUUGUCAAUCGCAUGGCAUUAAUCUCAGCAGCUAACUGUAAUAUAAAUGAUAAUGUGUUAAUUUAAUGUGGUAAGCUGUACAAUUAUUGUGUGUGUGUGUUGAGAACUGGACACAUUUGUUUUUGGAGCAGGGACUGUAACUCUGACUUAUGGUUCAUUGCAUGUAAUACUGCCGAACCUGUGGGACCACCACAGCAACCUUCUGUGACCUCAGUGGGAUCUAGUAUAGUCUAAUUGCGUCUAUUGUCCUCAACACACACACCAAAAAAAAGAAAGAAGCUAUCUCAUUAAGCUGAUCUUUUCAGUCUCCAUGUCUGUGUUAAGUGUUUCAUCCAAGUUUUCAUGACUUUUCAUGUUAAAACAGACAAUGGGAAAAGAACACGUCUCAGGCCAGUCAUGUAAGAAUCUUUGAUACGAAUUUCAGUUUGAUACGGACAGUCACUUCUCAAGGAGUGAGGUUGAAUACUGCCAAUUUUGAAAGAGCUUUUCGCUGGACUUCUAAGAUGAGUCCGAUGUUUUACAUUGACGUGCAAACUUCAGCCAUGUAAUCCCUUGCCCCUGUUCGAUUUGACAUGUUUUUGUGUUCGAAGGCAGGGGUUAAAUGGGCAUUUCUAUGUCCUCUGAAUUGCUGGCUUUUCCAUAGUCAAUUUUCACAGAUUAGCCUAGUUCCUACUGUUUACUAUCUCCCCUUGUAAUGUCUCACGUUGGAACUCUCAAUUUCACCCAUGUAUAUAUGUGAGAGAGUGGCGUUGCCUAGAUUAUUUUUUUCACUCAUGAAAAAGAGAACAAGGCAAGGCUACUAUUUCUUAAUUGUACCAGAUUGUUGGCAUUUCCUUCCCCUGGCUGUUUUCCUGGUGGAACCACAGAAAUAUGGGCUGAUGUGGCUUGCAUUGUCUUGUGUGAAUGACAAAUGCUUCUGCUAAAUGAGAAACAAAGACUGUCUGAGUUGUUUUCUACACACCAGGAUAACUUUAAUGACUAACUGCAACGCUUGUGUAGUAGUGCAUGUUUUGCGGUAUUGCACUCUCCCCACCCUCUAUUUUAAUGUUGUGUUACAAGCCUUAAAGAGCUGUCCUCAUAGUCUAUCUAUUGAUAAACCGGUGUCCAUUUGGUUUUAAGUGUGUGUUUGGGUGUGUGUUUUCCGUUAUUGGAUGGUCAGCAUGUAUGAUCAGAUGAUAAAAUAUGAUCGUAAAACGAGGUGCUGCUGUUUACAGUUUGCCUCCAUAUUUCUGAUGCUUUGACUUUUUUUGUACUAUAUUAAGUUUUAUGACGACGCACACAGCCUGGAUGGUGAACGUAGCGAUUGGGCUGUCUCCACCAAGCUAAAAUACACAUUCUUAAUCCCAAUUUUGUUAUAUAUAUAUAUAUAUUAAAAAAAAAAGAUUAUUCAAUGAAUUCCAGUGUUUUAAUCUAAAGGAUGUUAAAUGUUAGAUAUUAUGUUUUAUAGAUCUACAAGUCUCAGUAGCUCAUUAGGUAUAAAUGUGUUAUGUAACACUUGCAAAUUAAAGAAUCUUCUCUUAUUUUUUUACCAUUGAUGGUAAUGAAGACUUUUCAGCAGUGUGGUUUAGUGAAAUAUAGGCCUAACGCUGAAAAGUACAGUAAACCAUGUGCUUUUAUGUCUAUUCAUGUUUUGACUGCCACAUUGGAGAUUGUCACCCACAAUCUUUGUAGUCAAGUCAGUCAACAAAUACUAUUUUUUUGAUAUUGUACUUGGUUUCCUAAUGUGUAACUAUGGUUUGGAGAUAACAAAACAUUUUACUUUUUUUUAUUUUGAAAAACAUAGUAUUUCUAAGUACAGUGGGCGUUGGUAAGUUGAGUUCCACUAAUUUAUCUAAACAAGCAUUCCAUAUUGGUGAUUGAUUAAAGGGAAUUUCCUCAUGCUCUUGAAUUUCAUGUGAACCAUAAUUACUUUAGCCUUAUCCCUUAUAGUACUGUAAUAUGAAUGUGUAAAAUGUACAGUUAUGGGUGUAUGUACAGUGGCUUCAGUAUGUAUUCAUACCCCUUGACUUAUUCCACAUUUUGUCUUACAGCCUUUAUUGAAAAUUGAUUAAAUAGCUUUUUUCUCUCA